AUGCCCAAAACCGUCAACAGCCCGGGGCCCCCCGCAUCCGAAUACGCAAGUAGCUCUCAGUCUUCUCGGAGUCCUCGUGAGAAGAUGCAUCCUGAGCAAGAAGAGUUACUAGACGACCUGUGGAAGAAAUAUGAAGAGCUGCGUAGACACAGGAAAAAGUGGAGUUUCUGUCUAUAUCCUGCAGCAUUCCAAAAGAGGGUUAUUGACAAAUGCGAUGAAUACGUCAAAAAGCACGGCGACCUGUACGACCAAUUCGUGGAAAGAAACGAAAAGGAAUUACGGGACCAGGCCGAACUCGAAGCUCUUCGACAAGAAGCCGAUCGACGAGCCGCUCGCCGAGCUCCUCGUCCUCAAAAAGCUGCUCAGCAAUCUCCUCCUCCUCCUCAAGCUGCUCAACAAGCAGAAAGGGCAUGA
Molecule: messenger RNA, 414 nt
Organism: Metarhizium acridum CQMa 102
Lineage: Eukaryota; Fungi; Ascomycota; Sordariomycetes; Hypocreales; Clavicipitaceae
Source: RefSeq, a predicted model, not a curated record